ACCGAACGCGCCACCAUUGCCCCCUGGUGCUGCGAGUCCCACUCAGCCCAGGUCUUGGGACAGCAGCCCGAUUCUAUCUCAAAACAUCCCUUGGAACUGUUUCGAUCACCUCUCAGCGCUAAUUGCAACUUAAAAGUUGUCAUGUGGACUGUCUAUGGGAAAUUCGUCGACGGAGACGAUGUCGAACGAGAAGUCCCUUCCACUCAUGAGACAAAACUGCUGAAAACUGGGAAAUCGUACAUGGUUGGCCGUAAAAGCCCUGCCCCGCUGUGUAUCAAUUCAAAACGAGUGUCAAGAACGCAUGUGGAGUUUGUUGUCGACAGUUUCACGGCUGACGAUGUGACAAAUCCUGUAACGAAGCCGAGACUGCGGGGCAAAAAUCUAGCGCUCAAACCACUAACCGUUGAACGCGCAGGGGGGAAUCAGAUAAUCGCACCACAAACAACAUUGGACCUGCUGGACGGUGACAUUCUCGUCCUCUCGUCGCACGACAAGAUUCGUGUGACUUGGACCGAAGUUUGCUGCUAUGAAAAUCCUCCUCGCACGAAGAGCUCUUUCUUCAAUGCUUGCGCCUCACUGGGACUACAUGUUGUGCAUACCCAACCCAGCACGACAACCCACUAUCUAACUCACGAACUCGCUGCCAUUCCUCCGCAAGCGGUCUCACUCGUGCACGGCUCUCACUUCGUGACACCUAACUGGCUUGACGAGAUACUUCGUCUGGGAGAUCUGCCCAAAAACUCGGAUCCAUCGAAAGGAGUUGCACUCGAGCAAGCCUUUGUCCUGCCUCCCACGACCAAAUAUUGGCCUUCAUUUGGAUCUGACUUACCGGCUGCAUACAAAAGUUUUGGUACAUGGGCCCCGAACGAAGCUCGGAUGCACAUGUUCUCUAAACACUGGUUUCUUUGCGUUGGCGAGAAAGAGCGAGAGAUCAGCGGGGAGAUGAGAGAGCUGAUUGACAGGGCGCAAGGCAAGGUCAGCACGUUCAAUGUGGAGCAGGGGGAAGAUAAAUGGAGGAAGACGCUGGUUAGACUACAGGCGAAACAGAAUGUGAACCUUGUUCUGUUGGGAAACACGUCUGCGUGCGAAGCUGCGGUUGGCAGGAGCAACUGGCAAGAGCUUGUUUCAGUGGCAGAUGCAUUCCGGCUUCGAUUUCACUCGCAUGAUGAUCUCAUUCGAGCCAUUCUGGAUGCGAACACCAAGAUAUUCAGCGAGGAGCGAGAGAUUCAAGCUUCUGCAUCCUCUUUGCCCGAGAUCGUGUAUAACACAUUAGAGGACGAGAAGUCCAUUGCAUCAGAGAUCGAAUCUGCUCCACCCCCUGUGCGCAGACUCAUUCGACGAACUGCGUCGCGACAAGCAUCUCAGGAGCCGGUCCCGGCCGCCGCUGAGACGGCACCUCCCCCACCUCCCAAGAAGCUGACACGACGGGUGCAAGUACCAAUGCUUACGGGACUGGAUGAUUCCUCCUUCGUCAUAGACUCGAUGACGCAGAGCUCGGCCGCUCCAAUAUCCAUUCCUGAGCCGGCUCCGGCUAAACCACGCUCGAAGCUCAAACGGCGAGUUGGCACGGUCUCGACCAUUGAGGCGGAGUCCGACAUCAGUCUUGCGGUGGCCGGUAUCGAGAGUGUGGCCGCCGAAGAACCGCCUCUCAAAAAGUUCAAGGCUCUCUUCGAAGCCAGCAAUCCUUCGAAUGACUUUGAUAGCAUUGACCAGAGUGGGGCAUUCGAUGAAGAUGGUCUGCUGUUGUCCGAUUCGCAGACACAAUCGGUCACUCAAACUCAAACGGCCGGCCGGUCUGGUCGGCAUCCGACUGCUCUCAGAUCCCUCCCAGAAGAGGAUGAAGAAUCACAACCGGUUACUGUUAGCAGAAAACGGAAGGAGCGAUCCGCCGAUGCGGACGAUGAAGAAAUGGCCGGUAUUGCGGCCGAAUUAAAUAAUCCCUCAGGCGGCAGUAUCAGAGGCAGCACCCCCGCUCUGAAAAAGCGAGCUACUGGGAGCAAUGCGGUACAACCUGCGACUGCAAAAACACCGUUACCGACGACGAAACUGGGCAAGAAACCAUCUGCUGCAGCGGCGGCCGGGGCUGCGGCCGGUCAACCGGAUACAGAUGAAGCAUUUCUCCAAGCGAUCGCCUCGACAAGGCGAGGGAAAAAGACGGAAGACGAGUUCGAUCGUGACUUCAACAAGCUCAAGAUCAAGGCCGACGUCAAGGGUGCAGCUGAGAUUGAGCGGCCAGCCUGGGAGAUUGUCGAUUCGUUUGGUGACGAGACCGAUCUGCGCGGCAACUUUAUGGUCAUUCAAGACCUGGAGGUCUACAAACUACAGGGCGAGGGCAGGAAACAAGCCACAGUGACUAAUCCACUUUGGGAAGGAAAACCAGACUUCAAGAAGUUCAAGCAGAAAGCAAAUAAGAGCAGCACCGCUGCUUUGGGGAAGAAAUUUGUGGACCUCGUCAUCAGCGAAGACAGCUAUAGAAUCGGCGACGACGACUUCCAGAACGAGUUUUCUUUCCAAGACCAUGAGGCCUCGAAAAUCAAGCAGAAGGGUAGAGAGGUCUUUGACCAUGAUGAAGCCCUAUCAGAUCAGUCAAGCGUCGUUGAACCACCAAAGAAAAGGGGGACCCAACCUCCGAAGCAAGCCUCGAGUAGGACAGCACGGACAGCAUCAAGGACGCCGGCUCCACUGUUUCUCGAGGACUCCGACGAAGAGCAACAGUUCAAACCGACGACCAGAGGCAAAGCCAAGGCCGAGCCCUUCGAAGCUACGCUGGACAUGGAUGACGACAUGGAUGUUGAUCAAACAUUGCGGUCUGCCUCGCUCAGGCCCUCCAGACAAUCCGCCCAGGCAAGAGGUGCAAAGAGGAAGGUCGUUUCAGAGUCUGAGAUGAAGAGCACAGCGACAGCAGCUCAGACGCCGGAAAUAGAAGGGGUAAGAACAGAAAGAAACGAGCUCGGCGAUGACAGAGAUUACAAUCUACUUUAUGAGUUUUGAAUCGUCGCCAUUUGGCCUUGCAACGCUGAUCACAUGACCGUGAUUCACUCACUUCGCACCAUCAUGAGCGCCGAGGCCGACGCACUGUUAGCUCUUCGUCAAGCUAUCAAGACGAAGAGCACCAUAACGUACUCCAAAAAUGGGGAACCAGUCUCCACACUUCUCGACGCGACUCACAUCAACAUCCCACCCUCCAGCCAGUUCCCGAAAUCGACACCAACGAGAUACCGCAAUCCUGCGUCUACGAACGACUUCUUCUCCAUUGAAGCGAUAUAUCUAGUCUGGCUACUACGAGAUGCAACUCUCGUAGAUUACAUGACGCGGGUCAGGGAAAAUGGGGUGGCGGUGGGGUCUGUGAGUGUCACAGAGCGGAAAAGCGUGUUGGAUUGGUUAGAGGGAACAGUGGGGGACAAUGAGCGGAUAGUGCCUCUUUCCACGGAAAGUACGACGCCUCCGGGUUCGCCGCCCUCUUCAUCGAAAACACUGUCCACUACGCCAUCGCUCAAGACGACUGGAACUACUUCGAGUUCACCGACGAAGAGGCGAUAUACGGCGGACCACCGAGAUCUUGAGGUCGUCAAGAAGAUCAAACAGAAUGAAAUUGAGCUGAGGGACCGGAAUUCGGUGCUGAGGGGAACGAAACCAACUAACUUUUCCAAUGUCCGGACAGUCUAUGCUGAGAAGCUCAAGAAGCUACGAGAGUCCAGCCGUUCGGGAGCCAGUGCGACGCCCGUGAGCGCGUCCGAUUCGAAAGUUCUGGCCAAGAAAGCUCGGAACAACUACCCCAUAAUCAUGAUAUCCUCAUCCCCCACCGCUCUUAUUACAAUGCACAACGUCAAAAAGUUCCUGCAGGAGUCGACAUUUGAACCAUCCCAAGACGCUCGGGCAAGAGCAGCUGCCGAGGGUAACCCACGUCCAGAGGACUUGAUCCCGAUCUACCGCAAACGUACGGUGAUCGACUCGUCCGGCAAAGAGCACGAGAUCCAGAGCCGGUACUUUGUGGUGGACAGUGUGGAAGCGCUGAGCAAGUUUGGGCCCGACGCAUGGGAGCGUGUGGUGUGUGUGAUGACGACGGGCCAGGCGUGGCAGUUCAGGCCAUACAAGUGGACGGAGCCGAUCUCAUUAUUCCACCAUGUGAAAGGGAUCUAUGUCUCAUGGGCCAACGACCCUCCCAAUGGGAAGAUUAAAGACUGGAACGUGACGGAACUGAAGAUCGAUCCCAUGCGCAGACACGUCGAUAAGUCUGUCGUAGCGCAAUUGUGGAAGAUCUUGGAUGGUUGGACGGCAAUCAACAAGCCUGGUUUGAUCCAAGGCUAGAUCUCUGUCUGCUCUCAUUGUACAGUCCAUCUGUUGUCUGCUCUGAAUCUUGUCUGUAUACUUGAUAGAGAGCCGUCAAUGGCGCGCGUGUUGAUACUGUGUCACAUAGUACCCUAGCCCGGAGGUCGCCGAUUGUGACGACGGACUGGGAUAUGUGGUUGAAUCCACAUCAGGGCCCUACGCAGUGGGAGUCAGAAAACAUAGGCAGGCGGAACCGAAGCACUGACGAAGUCCACCACGAAUGGACGGCUCUGGGUGACUGCAAACAAGCGAGAGCUUUCUAGUGCCAAUGCGUAGACGGGAGACGCGUCGUUGAAUGGUGCGUGGAAACUGAAACCUUUGUUUGCAGAGCGCACAUCCCAGAAAGAGACCAGGCUGUGUCGGGCGGAGCCAGCCGCUACGUAACAGCCCGACCCGCCGCCACAGCCCACGGAGUAGAUGGGCUCGUCAGAGAAAGAAUUAGACAGCGUCAUCACAGGCCGCAGUCGGCCGUCGCGGUCACGGUCGGAAGACCGGAGAUCGUGUACUGAGAGAGUGCCGUCGUACCACCCGGAGACGACCGAAGAUGCAGCCCAGACGGAACAGGGUGGUCCCUGGCAUAUAUCGAAGACAGCCAAUCCUCGUCUGGCGAUCGAGUCCUGUUGUGCGAGGACCAGACUGGGUAUGAAACCUGAAGGCGAGAGCGAGUAGAUGCUCAGUGGCUUAGCAUCAGUGCUGGUCCCGAAAGCUGCAUAGGGACUCGAUGCGCGCGAGUUGAGGUGACACUUCCAGCUUCGUGUUUGUGACGAAAUUUCGAACGAGGAAGCUGUCUGGCACAGAGCAGUAUCGAUGAGACGCGCAGAUCCGUUGGCCGAAAGAGCCAACAAGAGAUCGUCGCUGGCCGAUAAGCUUUCUACAAAGUCUUUGGGUGGCAAAUCGAUGUCGUGACGCGUUCUCUGGCCGGAGACGGCGAGAAAUUCAAGGGAGCCGUUCUGCAAUCCUAUGCAGAUUCCGUCGUCUGGAACACACGCCAUAGCUGUGACAUACUGCCCGGGAUCGUCCUUCAAUUUGAGAUGGGUCUCGGACUCUACCCUCGGGUUCUUGUUCGCGAGAAACCGAAGGAAUGGAGGGUGUGUCCAGCCGCAAUGAUGAGACGCGACGAGCUCAGGGCCAGUCGCGGCCGUUUUCUCCCUAACCAUGGAUCCGAUAGCGGUCGGGCGACAAAUUUCCGCUGGUCCCAUCUUCGGUCUGUCAGAACGUCAUAUCGCACUCGGACUGAAGGCUGCCACAGGUCACGCGACCUGCUGAGGCUGAGAGACGGUCUUUGGUUGUUGCGUAAGUAGGCGGCCCAUCCAAAUUCAUAAACCUGAAGUUAUGCAUGGGCUGAUUAAGAGGAGGUUUGAUGAAACUCACCAGCGACUGUAGCAAUUUGCAAGUCCGGGCUAUGGAAUCAAGUUCCCAGUAUCCGAGGUCGCAGAGGAUGAGGAUAAGAAGAUCGUUAGGUAGUUCUAAGAGGGAUUCCAUAUCCAAUCGCCUGCUCGUCCUCAACGUUAAAGUGUCUAUCGCUCCGGAACCGAAUUGACUCGACGGCGCGACAACUUGUCUGCUCUGGUAGAUCCACCGCAACUUGUGACGGCGAUCCCCACAGUACUGGGACGUUUGCCUAGCAUGCAACGACUCAACUCGCGGGUGCUUGCACGGCGCGUCCGCAAGCUUGGCAGUCCUCGUCACUACCACGACGAAUCGUUUGGGUUCCGCAAACCGCGUGAUUUCGUGUUCCCGGACUACACAGAAGCACAGUUGCAAAACAGGGCCGAGAAUGCGACGCUCCUGCGCUACGUCGACUCGGUUCGAACACAUGGCCACCGGGCUGCGCGUAUUGAUCCUCUCGACCUCAUCCACCGGGACGAGGUCGCGGCACUCGAUCCGCGUAGAUACGGUCUCCUGGACGAACAGCAGAAAUUUAACGUCAAUGGUAUCCUGUGGACGCGGCCGAUCGACGAGACUCACCGAGAGGACGCGGAAGAGUGGUGGACUUUGGCGCAGAUCACGGACCAUCUGCGGCGGAUCUACACGGGCCCCAUCGCAUACGAGUACAUGCACUCUCCGUCCAAGACCGAGAGGCUGUGGUUCUCACACACGCUGGAGUCGACACACAUUGCGUCGACCCGCACACCCAUGCCCAAACAAUUCAAAGAACGCAUCCACGGCCUGCUUGCGAGGAGCGAGGUGCUCGACAACUUCCUGCAGCUCAAGUUCCCGAACCUCAAACGCUACGGCCUGGAAGGCGGUGAAUCCAUGCUGCCUGCGCUGGACUCGCUGUUCUCUGCUGCAGCCAAAGACGGCGUUUCUUCCGUUCUUAUUGGCAUGCCCCAUCGAGGCCGACUCAACUUACUGACGGAUCUAUUGAAAUUUGCCCCCGCUGCCCUAUUCCACAAGAUCAAGGGUGGCGCUGAAGUCCCGGAGGAUCUCGGUGCGGAAGGCGACGUCCUCAGUCAUCUCGCUGUGUCGACCGCGUUGGAAUACGAUGGCGCAUCAGAACCUAUUCAAGUAUCUCUGCUCCCUAAUCCGUCACAUUUGGAGGCUAUCAACCCUGUUGCUUUGGGUAACACGCGGGCCAAACAGUACUCACUUCUGAAGACGUCGCCGAAUGAUUGCACCUUGGGAGACAAAGUGAUGUGUGUUCAGCUUCAUGGCGAUGCCAGUUUCAGUGGCCAGGGCGUCGUGAUGGAAAGUUUGGGACUGAGUAACUUGCCGCACUUCACUAGCGGUGGCAGUGUUCACAUCGUAGUCGACAACAAGUGACUAAUACAUUCUCUCGCUGUCUUCCGUGUCUCUGAUGUUCUGAAGUAUCGGAUACACAACACCGGCAACUGGAGCUCGUUCAUCGCAGUAUUGCUCAGACAUCGGGAAAGGGAUCAAUACCCCGGUCUUGCAUGUCAAUGGCGACUAUCCCGAAGACGUGGUCAGGGCGAUGACCUUAGCAUUCCAGUACCGCAACUACUUCCGUAAGGAUAUUAUCGUCGAUCUUUUGGUUUAUCGUCGCUGGGGUCACAAUGAGCUGGAUAUCCCCAAUCUCACUAGUCCACUGAUGUACGAGAAGAUAUCUUCUCGCAGGUCUGUUCCUCAGCUGUACGAAGAGAAGCUUAUCGCCGACGAGACAUUCGACCCGAGCGAAAUCCACGAGGUCCGAUCUGCCUACAGGGCUGAGCUCGAUGCUGCGUUGACCAGUGUGCCUUCUUUUGUCCCGUCCGCGACGAUGCUCGAAAAGCAGUGGAGCGGCAUGAUCUGGCCGUCCAGUGCAGAUGCCGACAAGGAACCCAGCACCGGAUUUGACGCCCAAGAAUUAGCUGAUAUCGGCCGAAACUCUGUGGCUAUCCCAAAUGGCUUCGAAAUACACCCCAAACUGCAGCGGCACGUGAAGAACAGACUGUCCAGCAUCGAGUCGGGGGCUGGGCUUGACUGGGCCACUGCUGAGGCACUUGCAUUCGGUUCUUUGAUGAAAGAAGGUUUCGACAUCCGCAUUUCCGGACAAGACGUUGGUCGAGGGACCUUCAGUCAGCGACAUGCGAUGCUCGUGGACCAGCGCACUGAAGCCGUUGUUGUCCCACUCAACGACACUCUCAAUGCCUCGGGAAAGCUGGAAUUGGCGAACAGCUCACUUAGCGAAAUGGCGGUGCUCGGUUUUGAAUAUGGAGCGAGCUGGGAAAGGCCUACCAUUCUACCGAUAUGGGAAGCUCAGUUCGGAGACUUUUUCAACGGUGCCCAGAUCAUCAUCGACACAUUUAUUUCAUCAGCUGAAACGAAAUGGCUCAAACAAAGCGGAAUCGUGCUGCUUCUUCCUCACGGCCUGGAUGGUGCAGGCCCAGAGCACUCUUCAUCUCGUGUGGAACGCAUGCUCCAACUCUGCAAUGACCGGUACGGUAGUCAGGAGGAUGAUCCAAAUAUCAACAUGCAUGUCGUGUUCCCGACUACUCCGGCGCAAUACUUCCAUCUCUUGCGCAGACAGAUGAAGAGGAACUACCGCAAACCACUGGUUGUCGCUGGCCCGAAGGCGCUUCUCCGACUCUCGGCGGCAUCUUCGUCUCUGAAGGAUAUGGAACUUGGUACCAAGUUCCAACCUGUUCUCGAAGAUCCAGCCGGUAACACAACGACCGCAAAGCGUGUGGUGUUCAUCACCGGCAAGAUCCACUACGAAUUGAUGAAAGAACGGCAAGUCCGCUCGCUGGAGAAUGAUGUCGCCUUUGUCCGCAUCGAAGAAUUGGCGCCCUUCCCUUUCAGCGAGGUCCAGACAGUUCUUAAACAGUACAAGAAUCUUGAAGAAGUCGUGUGGCUGCAAGAAGAGCCCAAGAAUCAGGGCGCCUGGUCUCAUGUGGCUCCGCGACUGGACAGCGUCUUGCAGGACCUGGGAUUGAAUCAGAGAGUCGGAUACUGUGGCAGGAAGCAGAGUGCACUUCCUGCUCCUGGUAUUGGGAAACUGUAUGCAGCACAACAGCGGGCGGUCAUCGAGUCCGCAUUCAACGGUGUUUAAGUAAAAGUAAAAUUGAUAUGUCGUGGUUGAGAGUCACCUCGGUCCCGUCGUGCUGAGUCGGUCAACAAAAGUCAUCGCGCCGCCUCUUUCGAGGACUCACUACAUGGCCACGUUUGUUGACUUGCCUCAAGAGCUCGUUGAUCAGGUCGUCGGGGAAUAUGCCCAAGACAGAGCCUAUUUGAGAGUUUGCGCGCUGAUCUCAUCCGCCUUUCUUCCGCCGAGUCGCACACAUCUCUUUUCGUCACUUCGUAUCACUCCUGGCAAUAUCUACCCGUUUCGAUCACUCAUCGCAUCCUCAACGUCCGUCGCAUGGUAUGUCCAGCGGCUCGAGGUCCCUGGGACGACCAUUGGGCCACCGACCAUCCUCCCCGUCGAGACGAUCGCGCGACUCCCGAACCUCAAGUUCCUUGUCUGUCAAGCGGACCCAUUUGACUUCCGACAAAUCCACUCACAACCAAACGUCACGCUCGCGCCCGCACUGCAGAGCCUGACUUCCUUGCAAGUGUCCAUUGACCGGCUAUGGACGAUACCCUACUGGGUCGCGCUCCUGGAUGCGUGCCCAGCGCUGACGGAUCUGACCGUCCACGCUGAAGCUACCGGGUGGGGUCAAUGGACGUACGACGACCUCACAUUGUCCAUCCCACCGCCCCCGCCCCCGCCUGCGCGCGCGCCUCGUCUCCGGGCGGUCAGAAUCACGGGCGACUGCAAGAUCCUGGUCCCGUUGAACGCGUGGUUCCUGUCCCGCGGGUCGUUGUCCGCUGUGGAAACGCUCUACGUGGAUCUGCUGUACAUGCUGGAAGACUACGACGCCGCGGACCAGAGGCUCCCGAUGCUGCGAGCGGUCAUGGCGACGGUGAGGGACUUGACGGUCAACCUGGACCCGCCGAUCUCUCUGGAGGGCGAGCCUGGAGUGAGCGCUGCUCGGAUGCCCCACUUGCGGACGCUGCGCAUUCGCGAUGGCUCCGACGCGCGACUGAGCGAAUCCAUCGACUGGCUUGCUGGGUUCCUCAGCACGACACCCGUGCACGGGGAAAGUCUUCUGGUCACCGAGAGCCCGUUAGAGGAGCUCUCCCUCGAUCACCAUGUUCGGCGUCAGGAUCUGACGGCGGUCAACCCGGCCAGCUGGGCUGCGAUCGAUUCUGCUCUCAGCGCGUCACAUCCUGGCACCGUAUCCUCGCAGUUUCGAGGAUUUGCACGGUAUGCGGAACGAUUCGGUGAGGCGCAGGCUAAGAAGCUUCUGGAACAUGAGUUUGAAACUUGGAGUCGACUGGUGGCUUUUGUGGAACGAGAGAAGAUGGACUGCGAGCUCUGGGUCGGGGACACGCUCGAUGUUGCCAUGUCUGAAACAGUCGCAGCAGACGUUCGAGAAAUAUUCGGCGCAUAUAAAUCCUACGGGGGGAAGGUGGAUCACAUCAAAGUUAUCGAUGAUCCUGCAGAAGCUGAAAAGAUUUCCCGUCUGAGAGGUGCUCAAGCUGUCUGGGCAUGGCCUGCGUCGACCUUUUACCCGUGGAAACUGGUGGCCCAUUUGAUGAAGUUGAAUAUCGCUGCAGGCGCCAAUCUGCAAACAUGGACACCCGUGCAAAGUGUCACGCCGUCCGCAGACGCCGAAGGCUCGUGGAACGUCAAUACAGAACGGGGGUCGAUCCGGACGCCCACAGUUGUCUACGCGACCAACGCAUACACCUCUGGCAUCCUGCCAUCGUUCAGUAGAUACAUCCAACCGACAGCACACAUGUGCGACAGAGUCAUCCCUCCGCGAUCCUUUGCUGGCAGCAAAGCUCUGCAAAAUUCGUACGGUGUUCUGAUGGACGGCGGCUCGAUGUACAGCAUCAAUCCGCAAGCAAACGGCGACGGAAUCGUGCUAUUCGGUGGCGACAACCCUAAUCAACGGAAGCUGAAGGCCUACCUCGCUAAAGAUCCUCUGCGGCUCUUCAACGACAGCCUGAGCAAUUUCCAGCCGGUCACAGAGGCGGUCAAUCACUUGACUUCCACAUCGUUCGAAGGGUGGAAUGAAAAUACACCAGCACCUGGGGUUGGGCCUGAUUAUUCGUGGAGCGGGAUUAUUGGGGAGAGUGCAGAUGGUUUGCCCUUCAUUGGACAAGUGCCAGAUCGCCCAGGACAGUGGAUUUGUGCUGGAUUUCAUGGACAUGGAAUGGCACAUAUAUUCACAUGUGCACCCGGGCUGGUGACCCUCAUGCAGGGCGGAUCUUGGGUGGACACUGGUCUCCCCGAAUGUCUCGAGCUCACGGGAGAGCGCCUAGAGAGGAUUCACGACAUCUCCGAACUGUUGCGAGUGACCGCAGAUUCACUCGUAACUGGAGUUUUGACAGAACCUGUCAAAUAG
Mycena citricolor is the source of this 11162-nucleotide messenger RNA. Lineage: Eukaryota; Fungi; Basidiomycota; Agaricomycetes; Agaricales; Mycenaceae. The record is from the annotation of a GenBank genome assembly.